Molecule: messenger RNA, 996 nt
Organism: Oncorhynchus mykiss (rainbow trout)
Lineage: Eukaryota; Metazoa; Chordata; Actinopteri; Salmoniformes; Salmonidae
Gene: smim7
Product: small integral membrane protein 7
Source: RefSeq, a predicted model, not a curated record
CUGGUCUAGGUCUUAAAUGAAAGAAGAAAAAAAACCUAGGCCCUCCAUGGAAUGAGUUUGACACCCCUGCCCAACGUGAUUGAUCAUAUUUCUAAUGUGGCUUUCUCUUCAAAACGUUUUCUCUACUGAACAUAACCCAGGAUUUCCCUUCAGCCUUUUGACACUAUUUUGAUGACGUUUACGGAAGUUAUAGCGCCUCUGAUGUGGACAAAAUGAUCGGGGAUCUCUUGAUAUUCGGGACCUUACUCAUGAAUGCUGGUGCUGUGUUAAACUUCAAACUAAAGAGAAAGGAGACACAUGGAGGAUUUGGAGAUGAACCUCGUGGACCAACUACAGGUGACAACAUCAGGGAGUUCCUCCUGAGUCUACGUUACUUCCGGAUCUUCAUUGCCUUAUGGAACAUCUUCAUGAUGUUUUGCAUGAUUCUAUUGUUUGGAUCAUGAUCAACUUCCUUGUUGGAUUGGGGACCCCUGCUGAAAAAUUAAACAAAUAUUAAAUAUUUUUCGAGUUGAUACUUUGAUGGGUUGCUCUUGUGUCAGAUCCUGUGACCAUUCUGUGCAUUUACCUUGUAUUAAUAUAUCUCAAUGUCUUGCCUGUAAUUUUCAGUAAGCAGAUUAUUCUGCACAAUAACACUUACUACUACAUGUAUAAGUUAGUUAAAACACAUUUGUACAUGUUAUAUUUGGACCUCCAUGUUUAUUCAACUGUGAAUAUACGAAACAUUUGACUCUUGGCUGUUCUCUUCAUAAUUUUCUGUUCCUUUCAGGCUUUUACUAUCUUAUUUGGGUUGCUGACCUGUUAUAGUCCUCAUUUUCUUCUAAAACUUGUGAAUACAAUGAGAAAAUAUGUAAAUCUCCAACCAUUUUAGACAUGUUUGAUGUGUUUCUUACAUAGGCCUUCUGAUGUUACCAGCAGUCAGACUUCAAUUCAUCGUUGUGUACUUUUGUCACAUCUAUAACCUAUUUCUGUAUAAUAAACCUUUACUCUGAAAUGCAC